AAAGUACGUCGUGUUACAUCUGCUGGUAAACACGCCCUCAGAGCUACACUGAAGAAGAUUUCAAUUUUUCAAGUAAUUCUACAUUUAUCGAUCUUUCAAGAUGAAGGGUUUUGUUUUUAUGCUCCCGCUGUGUAUGAUGUUCGCAAUGUUCGCAAAAGUGGAAUCGGCCUCCAAUAAAUGUAUGGGAAUACAGAUGGACAUUGGAACCGGCAUGAACAUAAAGAGAUCUCCGGUCAUACCACCUCUCAGCCCUAGCUGCCAAAAUAAAUUGAAGAACGCAGGGAUAAUUCCGUCGAUGCCAAUGUGUCCCAAGGGAAAUGGCUGCACAGUGACCUAUAAGGCAGUGACGUCGAUCAGGUUGAGUGGCGGGAAAAGGUGCACAGUCGUCUGCCCCCAUGUCCUCCAUUAUCCUAAAGUAGAGUGCGACGAUCAUGAGAAAUGUCCGGGGAAUAAGAAAUGCCAGAGGGACGACGACAGAUACACGAAAACGUACCGAAUUUUGGCAAAGUGCCCCGGUGAAACCAUCUUGCUUGUAUCCAACCAGGCCACGUGCUGCGACUGCUUGAGCUCAUUUUUCUUAGACUUUUCCUCAUUAUUUUCCCUCGGAAAGAAGUAGUGCAGAAAGGACUGAUAUUUUCAUAUCCUCUUCUGGUCAGUUAUCUCAAAUGAGUUUAUCGUCCAAAUGAGGGCUUGUCUAGAAUAUGUUGACUCUUUACGGGCGUUUCCGUACGUCAUCGGGGGUUUCCGGCCGUGUCAUCAUGGUGACGAGGGAAAUGAUUACAAUCGAUUGGUCUGUUGAUUCAGUGACUGAUUCCAUGUGUCUUUAAAGGUUUUAUGGCACGUGUAAUGGUCUCAUGAAAAUAAGCAAACAGUGUGUUGUAUAGGUUAAGAUUUUUAUCUCAGUUUUUCGUGGUCGUCGACUCCAUGAACCAAGAUUUGCCAAAAAGGAAAAUAUUUUAGUGCUUUACUUAAGAAUAUAUAUUGUCCAAACACACGGCCAAAAUGAUAUGUUAAUUCUGAUGAAAUCUGUAAAGAAGAACAAUAUUAAACCACCUUGCUUUUUCAUUCCGAGCGUCGAUAUAUUGGCUUACAUUGGUUACGACCGUUCGCCUUGUUUAGAUGUUUUUAGUUAAGAUGACGAUUAAAAUACUUGUUAUAAUCAAUUUGGACCCUUCCGCAAACUACCAUUUGAAAGUACAGGUAUAUUGGUACAUAGGGCGAUUUUGUGACAAAAAUAAUUUUCUGCGCUGAAUAUAACUAACGUACAGUAUGAACACUUCCGUAUUUUGUGGACUGGAAAUGUGGUGUUAUCUCGGUUUGGGCAGUGUUGAAAAUAGGCGACAUCCAUAGACUAUUUAUGACUUCAAACUUUGCAAUGUAAAUGUAUUUUUAUAUUAAGUCAAGGAAUAUUAAUUUUGAUAUGGUUUUAGGAUUUGAAACUGUUCUUUUGUAACCGUGUAUUGCUCUGUUAGUUCAGCCGUUGUAUUGAAUAAACAGUGGUGAAAAGUGAA
Molecule: messenger RNA, 1511 nt
Organism: Lingula anatina
Lineage: Eukaryota; Metazoa; Brachiopoda; Lingulata; Lingulida; Lingulidae
Source: RefSeq, a predicted model, not a curated record